Molecule: messenger RNA, 1771 nt
Organism: Styela clava
Lineage: Eukaryota; Metazoa; Chordata; Ascidiacea; Stolidobranchia; Styelidae
Source: RefSeq, a predicted model, not a curated record
AAUAGCUUGCUCGAUUUCGGGUGAGCUUUUUGGACGACCAUCCGCAUACUUUGGUGGGCCUUAUUACGCCACUGUGACUGAUAUAGUAAAUAAAGAUGGAGAGGUAUCAAUGAAAUUGCCACUAAACCCUGAAACCUGUUUAAUUAUUUUAUUCCUCGUGUAACUGUAUUGGGUGGCAACAGACUGAUCACCUCAAAAGGUUGUAAUGUUGUCACUUGUCGGCCAGUUAUAUUUCUGUAUAUCGAAGACAUUUGUUUAUUUAUAUAUAUGUAUGUACGCAUGAAUUGUGCUUUUUCUGGUUUGAAAUAUGAAAUAAACUCUCCCUCUCCUUCUACAAUUCUAUCUGUCUAUAGCUCUAUUAGUGUAACUGUGCAGUGAUUUCUGUCUACAAAUAGAUAAUUAAAUCACCUUUCGAAAAGCAUGUAUACAUAUGAACCUUUGAGAAAAGGUCCUGGAUUAGACUUUCGUUCAACAUUCACUUUUUCAAACACUGGGAAAUCUGCUUCAUCUGGGACUAAAUAUAGUGCUGUGUCUAUUGAUAUGGAACCAGAAUUUCAGUAUAUGAAUCCCUCUCAUCCAUGGUGGGUUACCAUAUGCACUGGUGCAGUCCAGUUUUUUGCAUAUUUUCUUUUUAUAAUAACUUUGCCAUUUUCAGCAAUCGUUUGCUUUAAGAUGGUACACCAAUAUGAAAGAAUAGUCGUUUACAGGAUCGGACAUCUAAUGCCACUCAAAGGGCCUGGCAUUGUUCUUAUUCUUCCUUGCAUUGAUCGGUGGAACAAAGUAGAUCUACGUACCAAGGCUUUCAACGUUCCACCAACCAGAGUUUGUACUUCCGAUGGCGGAUUAAUUUUAAUCGGUAGUGUUGUUCAUUUUCGUGUGCAAAAUCCUUUGCGUGCAAACAAUAGUUUAAAAGAUAUGAAUCACUCCAUCAGAACAAUGGCACAAUCAGCUAUGUCAAAAAUCCUAAGCAAAAAGCUUUUUUCAGAGGUAAUGUCAAGUGGAUCUCGUUACAAUUAUGACAUUCAAACUGAGAUUAAUGAAGUUGCUCGUGAUUGGGGGCUCGAAAUCGGAAGAGUAGAAUUGUCUCAACCAGUUGCAGAAGUCUCCCCACCUGUGCAACAAACUGGAUUUCUCGAUAAAUUAAAAUCUGGAUUCGGGGGAGGCGGUGAUGUAAUGGGCAUGACGCAGCAGCUUUUAGGUUUUGCUGGAGCUGGUGGUUUAAACCAACAAUAUGCCAGUAUGAAUAAAGUCAGUGAGACAUCUACAAAUAUACCAGUGGUUGAUAUUGAAAAAGAGGCAGGUGAUCUAAUCAAUGAUGCUGGGAGUGUUAUUGAUGAAGAUAUGCUUUAUAAUGUUGAUGCUGCAUUUGAGAUUAAACUUACUGAUAAUGGAAAUUAUUAUUUUAUUGACUUGAAGAUUGGAGGAGGUAGUUGUGGCAAAGGGAGACUUCCUGUUGGUACACCUGACGCAACUUUGAUUCUAAGCUUCAGUACACUACAUAAACUUUUGUCUGGAAAAAUAGGGGCAUUUUCUGCCUAUAAUAGUGGGAAUUUAAAGUUAGAAGGUGAUAUCAAAACUGCAAUGAGACUGGAAGAACUUGUGAAUCAUCUCAAAAUAUAAAUAGCCGUUUGUUGAUAAUACAAAAUUAUCAAAAAAUGUUAAAUUACUUUCAUUUGUGAUGGCUGUAUUUUGCCUAAUUAAAGAGUGGAAAUACGGUAGAACAUACAACCAAGUCACAACUCCUGUAGCUUGUCUGUAAAAAAAAUAACGA